CUAAGGAGCGUACAAACAAGAAACAUAGUAUCGACAUCUCAAACGAAAGAAAAAGCCCCGUACAACGCUACCCAAUACCAAAAUUACUCCACAAUGAAUCACCCACCAAACCGAUAGGGCACCAAGCAUCAUGUGCCAAAGCAACCGAACUCAACAUGAACCAGUUAACAAGGUCCAACCACCACCAAAACUCAGUCAAUGUCUUCUACACCCCGAUCGGAAGUUAAAUCCGAUCAAAUCAGCCCAGCAGUCUGAUAGGCCCAUCGCCCUCUGGUACCUCGCGACUAGUAUCCAUGUGGGUCUCCCUGUUUGGGACUGGAAAGAGGGUCUGGAAGCUUCCCUGCAAUUUCGCCUGGUGCUGAUCGCCUGGCGACCCGUUAUCGUUAGGCAUACAUUUCUGCUGCCCAGCGUCUGCGUUAGAGGGCUUCCGCGCUCGUUCAGGAUGCCGCAUUGGAAGGGUGUGAAGUUCUGGAAUCUUUCAGGGGUAAGUUGAGCCCGCUGCUGGGUGGCAUUGGAAAUUGAGAUUUAGGGGUAGAUUUAGUCAGGUUACUUUGUUUAAUGAAUUGUAGACUUGAUAUUUUAUGCAGUGUCUUGU
Messenger RNA from Aspergillus pseudonomiae, 595 nucleotides. RefSeq lists its product as uncharacterized. The transcript has a single exon. Lineage: Eukaryota; Fungi; Ascomycota; Eurotiomycetes; Eurotiales; Aspergillaceae. The coding region runs from base 131 to 493 and encodes 120 amino acids. The record is from RefSeq and is a predicted model, not a curated record.